UGAGGCUCAAGAAGAGAAAGAAAAAAAAAAACCCCAGUUGAGACAGGAAGCUGGUUCAGGAACUCGGUGGUUCCUGAUGUGUAAACUUGACGGCAGAGGCAGCGUUAUCUGAUUAGAGCCUCUGCCGGGGCAACUGUGAGCAGCUGCCCGGCUCCCAGCCAGGCACCGCGUCCCUUUCUUUGCCGGCUAAUGGAUCCCAACAGGUCCCUUUCCUUGGGCAUGCUUCUGUUUCUUUCCCUGGCUUUUGAAUUGAGCUACGGAACAGGUAGAGGUGUGAUGGACUGCUCGGUGAUCACCCAGCCACUGGGAAGUGACAUGUGGCUGCCCCUGACAAAUCAGAUAAAUAAGAGUGGUAACAAGAGCGUCCGAAUUCUUGUCACGAUGGCAACGUCUCGAGGAAGCAAAACCAACAAGAAAAUAGUGUCUUUUGAUCUUGCGAAAGGGGGCUAUCCAGAUCAUCUAGAGGACGGUUACCAGUUCCAACCAGAAAACCUGAGCCUGGGGAUCCUGGCAAGCAGUAGGGAGAAUGAAGGAUGGUACUUUGUGAGCUUGGAGGAGAAUGUGUCUGUUCAGCAAUUCUGUAUGCAGCUGAAACUUUAUGAGCAGGUCUCCACUCCAGAGAUUAAAGUGCUAAACAAAACCCAGGAGACCGAGAAUGGAACCUGCAGCUUGAUGUUAGCCUGCAAGGUGAAGAAAGGGGAUCAUGUGGCUUACAGCUGGAGUGACGAGGCAGGCACCCGUCUGCUGAGCCCAGCCAACCAGUCUCACCUCCUGUACAUCACCCUUAGCAACCAGCAUCAGGACAGCAUCUACAACUGCACUGCAAGCAACCCUGUCAGCAGUCACUCUCGGACCUUUGACCUAUGGCAGGAGUGCAGGCGAGAAUCCUCCUCCGAGUCAAGCUCAUGGCUACCACAGACUGCUGUGCCUUUAGGCGUCAUUAUAGUCAUCAUCCUGAUUCCUACGGCAGUGAUGAUGCUGAAAAAACAAGGUAAAAAGAACGGCCAGCCACCAGUGGAAGAAAACAGCCUUACCAUUUAUGCCCAAGUACAGAAAUCAGGGCCUGUAGAGAAGAAACUUGAUGAUGCCCUGACUGAUCAGGACCCCUGCACGACCAUUUAUGUGGCUGCCACAGAGCCUGCUCCAGAGUCAGUCCAGGAACCAAACCCCACCACAGUUUAUGCCAGUGUGACACUACCGGAGAGCUGACCCCCAGACACCCGGUGAAAGGACUUUUUGAAGGAAGACGGAAGAAUAAAAAUACACACUGAGCCUGCCCGUAGGUCCCAAGUUCUCUGUGACGGGAGCUGCACGUCUGUACCCAUCUCCAAUCAAUUCCCUGGUGACCGCUCUGCACAGGCGUAUCUGUGGACAAGGCAGCGAGGCUUCCCAAGCAGGCAACCUGCUCUGCAGCUCACACAGACGGAGCAGAGAGCUCCUGAUACAGCAUUGCAUCUUUGUUGUAGCAGACAAAAUAGACGAUGUGAGUUCAAGCAUCUCACUAUUUGCUGGGUUAGGUAACAAAACCCAAAGAAAAACAGCCAGGAUAUGAAACAUCUGUCUCAGACGGCUGAGCACAAGGCACAAAGUCUGAAGAUGUCUCAUUUGACUCUCUGCUUUAUUCUGGAAGAUGAUCCCAGUUACCUCAAGACCUGAUCAAGGCUCUGUGUCUCAGUUUCCCUCUCACUCUCCAGAUGAAGCGACGUACGAAGAAUGAAUUCUUUGUUGCCUGAGGUCAUUCUAUAAAAGGACCAGUAUUUUUUGUGAUUUUUUAUUUAAA
Messenger RNA from Mesocricetus auratus (golden hamster), 1780 nucleotides. It is a transcript of the gene Slamf1, whose product is annotated as signaling lymphocytic activation molecule family member 1. The transcript has 7 exons. Gene Ontology annotation, biological process: lymphocyte activation. Lineage: Eukaryota; Metazoa; Chordata; Mammalia; Rodentia; Cricetidae. Bases 190 to 1209 code for a protein of 339 amino acids. Gene Ontology annotation, cellular component: cell surface; membrane. Gene Ontology annotation, molecular function: signaling receptor activity. The record is from RefSeq and is a predicted model, not a curated record.